Ascochyta rabiei is the source of this 495-nucleotide messenger RNA. Its product is annotated as v-type proton ATPase 16 kDa proteolipid subunit 2. Gene Ontology annotation, biological process: proton transmembrane transport. Gene Ontology annotation, cellular component: proton-transporting V-type ATPase, V0 domain. The record is from RefSeq and is a predicted model, not a curated record. Gene Ontology annotation, molecular function: proton-transporting ATPase activity, rotational mechanism. NCBI's taxonomy places the organism in Eukaryota, Fungi, Ascomycota, Dothideomycetes, Pleosporales, Didymellaceae. Bases 1 to 495 code for a protein of 164 amino acids. The transcript is spliced from 7 exons.
AUGUCGGGCGAGAUCGAGAACCUCGCGCCCAGCUUCGCGCCCUUCUUCGGCAUGAGCGGCAUCUUCUUCGCUAUGACCUUUGGAUGCAUGGGAGCCGCCUAUGGCACCGCCAAAGCGGGCGUCGGCAUUGCCGGCAUUGGCACCUACAGGCCCGACCUGAUCAUGAAGUCGCUCAUCCCCAUUGUCAUGUCCGGCAUCCUGGCCGUCUACGCCCUCGUCAUCUCUGUGCUCAUCGCCAGCGACAUCAAGCCCCCGCCCGAGAAGGCGUACUCGCUCUUUGCCGGCUUCAUGCACAUGGGCGCCGGUCUGUCCGUGGGCCUCUCGGGUCUGGCCGCGGGCUAUGCCAUUGGCAUCGUUGGAGACGCCGGCGUGCGCUCCUUCAUGCGCCAGUCGCGCAUCUUCGUCGGCAUGGUGCUCAUUCUCAUCUUCGCCGAAGUCCUCGGUCUCUACGGACUCAUUGUUGCGCUGAUCAUGAACACGCGUGCCGCUGGCUGA